AGUACUGUGCAGAGUCCAUGUUGUUACAACUUCCGGCUGAAAGACGAUAAAUGUAUCAGUUUUCGAAGGAAUGUCUGAGGCAAAAGAGGUGGACAAUUUUUGUCAGCGCCAGGACUUUGCCAUAAAAAAGCCCUAGUUGCCUUUUUCUACGUACCUUUUCUAAAGGCAGUUGGACAGAGACGCAGAAAACUGUGAAAACAAUCGUUAUAUCGAAGCUAAGCACUGUUAUGCCUACAACAUAUGUAUUUUGUUCUGGUCUUCAAUACACACUCUCAGCAACUGACCUUCACCUUAUAACAACAUAUAACUAGUGAUCCCAGUGUCUACCAAAAAAAAAAAGAAAAAAAGAUCGAAGACAUUUGAACUUUCAAUUAUGAAUACCUUAAGUUGUAUUAUAAUGCUCUCCCUUUUUUAUUGAGCUUCGUAACAUCAAGUAAAGUAUAACACCGUGCUCCCACUUCUUAACCACGUAUAGAUCACAAUUCAAAAAUAAUAAUAAUGAAAGGUGAAGAUAACGAACAGUGAUCAAUGUCAUAACUCGUAUAAGCAAUACAAAAUAGAGAGUUGGGCAAACACAGACUCCUGGACACACCAGAAGUGGAAUCUGGUGUCUAGGAGAAGUAAGCAUCCCAUAAUUUGUCCAAUCCAAAAAAUAAAUAAUAAUUGCACUCUUUAUAUGUAAAUAAAAUCAACGUCAAUUACAACUGUUAAAUUAAAGGAAUAACAUUACCAAAUAGUGUUUUGACAGUGACCCAUGAAAAUAUUUACUUGCAAUUGCCGAUUUCACACUCAUUUGGGUAUUUACAUCCCUAUUUGCAUGCACUGGUAGGUGAAAUAUAACAUUCGGGAUAUUUGUCAACAUCGAAAUAAAUGUAUGUGGUGAAUGAAUUACGCCCCUUAAAGCUGAGGUUUUAAAACUAUUUAACACUAUUUUCACUUUCAGUUGAUCGAAGAAGGUCGCAUAUGACGUCGCUAUCACGUGACUAUACCUAACUAAAUAACGAGUUGAUAUCGGGGCUUAGAUUUAAAUCCGUAUUGCGGAUAAUUAUAGCAAUAUUUCGGCGAACGAACUAUUAGAAUUAAGAUUACUAUAAGCAUAAGAAAGACAACAUGCAUAUGAUUUUGUAUACUUUGGAAACAUGCGAUGUGUCCUUUAAUGGUAAGAGUAAAACGCAACUGCAUACUAAUCAAGCUACCGAGGCAAUAAUCAAGCUACAAUCAAGAUACACUAAUUAAACUACCUGUACCGAGGGAAAGGAUAUUUCAUCUUUUGCGUGACUUGUGACUUUCACUUUUAAUGCUAGGUGCUUAGGUAAAGAACAAUCACUGCCUAUAUUUAACGAUUAUUGAUCCCGGCUAGCAUGAAUGGUGAACAUAGUGAUCUUAUAACUCCUAUAGGUAGUGAUAUGUAGUCGCUAUUCCUUCACACAGCGCCCGGUAUUAGAAGUAAAGAUCACGAGUACCUCGGAUAUGACCUUAACGGAAGUCCUACUUAAUCUCUUACGCAACCACGAGAUUGAGAAUCGAACCUGGGCCUCUAGGUUGCGAAUUAAGCGCCCUAACCACUGGGCUAGUACUGUAUCGCAACAGGUAGCGCAGGUAAUGGAACAAUCGUCAACCAAUAUAUUCCGUACAAUCCAAUAUUACAGAACAAUAAAAUAUAAACACAGGGUACAGGUAGUGUAAUACAAGAUAAACCUAAAUAUUCACCAUUAAUACGUAAGCAUUCGUUAUGAAUGGGUUUACUGUAUAUUAAAUGUAAUUAUAUCCCAUUGUCUACUUAGAAUGCUCUCCAGGAUAUUUCGGAAUCGACUGUAUGUUGACAUGCCCCGAUGGACAGUACGGACAUUCCUGCCUACAAAGGUGCACUACAUGCAAAAGAACCGAUUGUCAUCAUGUUUAUGGCUGCAAUACAACAGAAUCUUCAACCUUAAUAUUAUCUUCCAUAAAAAUCCAGACAACUUUAUCACCGUUUACACGGGAGAAGAUUGACAUUUCUAGUGCAAGCCUUACACAGUCCAGCCUAAUAACUACUACAUCGGCGAUGGUUGAGAAAAAUAUGUCUAACAAUAUUAUUCUAGUAGUGGGCUGUGCCAUAACAUUAUGUUUAGUAAUUAUUAUCAUUCAAGGUGUACAUAAACAAAUCUUGAAAUCCAAACGGAAAAGACGCUCGACUGUCAAACAGGAAGAAAUGGCUGAAAUAUACUCCGAAAUUGAGGACAGAGCUUUCGUCGGCAGGCCUAAUGUCGUAAAUAGACAUGAAGAGAAAUCUACAAAUGACAGGAACAAAUACAAUGUAUUAAUAAAUUGUGAAUCAGAGUUACCUGGACGCGGAUAUCAGGAAAUCAAUGAAAUCCCAGAAAUAUCUGAUAGGGCCGACGUGAAAUCCCAAGGAGCCACCGAUUCCGACAGUAACGGGGAAUCCUAUUUAGAGCCGAAUGAACAAGGAUCCGCCCACACCUAUACCAAGGUCAUAGAUUCUGAUGACGAACGAACCAGUCCCUCUUCAACAGUUGGAUGUGAAAACUAUUUGGACCCUGUACUUGAAGUAACUCCGCGAAUGCAUGCACAUUUGUGUAAGCCUGUUCUGUCUGAUUACAGCGAAAACUCUGAACAGUAUCAGGACACAGCCUUGCCCCUUGGCUAUGGGCGAGGAAGUCGGAAUGAUCAAAAUGGACAUACAUCCGACAGAGCAAACGUGUUAUACCUUGAUGUAACUAACUCUUGACAAAUUUUGAAAAGCGAUAUCAUCGCCUCAUGCUUAGGUUUAUCAUAUUCAAUUAGAUGUACAUUGUAGACAUUGUAGAUAUAUUGUAUAUUAUAAACUCAACCCUAAU
Ostrea edulis (European flat oyster) is the source of this 2837-nucleotide messenger RNA. RefSeq lists its product as uncharacterized. The record is from RefSeq and is a predicted model, not a curated record. Bases 1817 to 2728 code for a protein of 303 amino acids. Lineage: Eukaryota; Metazoa; Mollusca; Bivalvia; Ostreida; Ostreidae. The transcript has 3 exons.